Molecule: messenger RNA, 366 nt
Organism: Acanthamoeba castellanii str. Neff
Lineage: Eukaryota; Discosea; Longamoebia; Acanthamoebidae
Exons: 4
Coding region: 1-366 (121 amino acids)
Source: RefSeq, a predicted model, not a curated record
AUGUGGUGGUUGUUCGUGGUGAGUGCGCUGAUUGAGCUUGCCGCUGGCGCAGCGUCGCUCUUUUCGCCUAGCUCUAUACCCGCCUUCAACAAGCUCACUACGGGCCAGGGCGCUGAGGCUGUGCGGUGGUGGUCAGUCGCAGUGAUUUCUCUGGGCGCAGCCGCCUUCUUGGUGCGAAAUGCGCCGGACAGCGACGUGGGCAAGCAGGCCAUCGGCUUCGGGAUGUUGAUCUACAACAUCUUCCUCUCCAUCUUUUGCCUCCGCGACUACCCCAAGGCUUCCUCGGUGGGCGUGCUGGUGCACAUUCCGCUGGCCGUGGGCUUCCUGUACUGGCUGAAGACGAGCACCGCCUUCUUCUCCUUCUGA